CCAUCCAUGCCUAUCCACCCGUCCACCGAUCCGCCGUAACUGAUUCCAUAUUGUUUUCCUUGAUUGAUUGAUUCAAGAUCGUCGAUCGUCGUCAAUGGAGCCCCGGGCCGUUAGCCCCGGCGAGACGGCGCUGCCGUACGCGUACGCCUACGCGCCGCUGGCCCCGUCCGACGUCGCGGACGAGCGACGGACCGGCGCCGGCGGCGGGGUGAGGUGGCGCGCGUGCGUCGCCGUGCUGGCCGCCUCGGCCGUGGUGGUGCUGGUCGUGGCCAGCGCGCUCGCCGGGUCCAGCAGGGUGGACAGGGUCGUGGGCGGCGACGUGGUCGCGGACAUGCCGCCGCUGGCGGACACGGCGCGGAGCCGCGGCAGGGACGCCGGCGUGUCGGAGAAGACCUCCGGCGCGGCGUACGAGAUGGUGGGCCUCCUCGCCGCCGGCGGCGACGCCGACGGCUUCCCCUGGAGCAACGCCAUGCUCCAGUGGCAGCGCACCGGAUUCCAUUUCCAGCCCGAGAAGAACUGGAUGAACGAUCCCAACGGUCCUGUGUACUACCGCGGAUGGUACCACCUCUUCUACCAGUACAACCCGGAGGGGGCGGUGUGGGGGAACAUCGCGUGGGGGCACGCCGUGUCCCGCGACCUCAUCCACUGGCGCCACCUCCCGCUCGCCAUGGUGCCCGACCAGUGGUACGACAUCAACGGCGUCUGGACCGGCUCCGCCACCGUGCUCCCAGACGGCUCCCUCGUCAUGCUCUACACCGGUUCCACCAACGCUUCCGUGCAGGUCCAAUGCCUCGCCGUGCCCACCGACCCCAACGACUCCCUCCUCCGCAACUGGACCAAGCACGAGGCCAACCCUAUCCUCUUCCCGCCUCCCGGCAUCGGCGACAAGGACUUCCGUGACCCCACCACCGCCUGGUUCGACGAGUCCGACAAGACGUGGCGCAUCGUCAUCGGGUCCAAGGACAACCACGGGCACACCGGCAUCGUCAUGACAUACAAGACAAAGGACUUUAUCAACUAUGAGCUCAUCCCCAACUUGCUCCAUAGCGUCUCUGGCACUGGCAUGUGGGAGUGCAUCGACUUCUACCCUGUCGGUGGGGCCGAUGGCUCGGAGGAGUUGUACGUGAUGAAGGAGAGCAGCGACGAUGACCGCCACGACUGGUACGCGCUCGGGAGGUACGACGCUGCUGCCAACAAGUAUACAGCGAUAGACGCGGAGAUGGAUGUUGGGAUCGGUCUGAGGUACGACUGGGGCAAGUUCUACGCGUCCAAGACCUUCUACGACCCUGCCAAGAACCGCCGCGUGCUGUGGGGAUGGAUCGGCGAGACCGACUCCGAGCGCGCCGACGUGGCCAAGGGAUGGGCGUCCCUAAUGUCGAUCCCAAGGACGGUGGUGCUGGACGAGAAGACCCGGACGAACCUCAUCCAGUGGCCCGUCGUGGAGAUCGAGACGCUCCGCAUCAACUCCACCGACCUCGGUGGUACCACCAUCGACACUGGGAGCGUGUUCCCUCUCCCGCUCCGUCGCGCCACCCAGCUCGACAUUGAGGCCACCUUCCACCUCGACGCCUCAGCCGUUGCCGCUGUCAACGAGGCUGAUGUCGGCUACAACUGCAGCACCAGCGGCGGCGCCGCCAACCGUGGCGCGCUCGGCCCCUUCGGACUCCUCGUCCUUGCUGACGGUGCCCUCCAGGAGCAGACGGCCGUGUACUUCUACGUGUCGAGGGGCCUCGAUGGAGGCCUCCAAACCCAUUUCUGCCAGGACGAGUCGCGAUCGUCGCUGGCCCAGGACGUCGUGAAGCGGGUGGUCGGUUUCACCGUGCCUGUGCUUGACGGUGAGGAUCUAUCCCUCAGGGUGUUGGUGGACCACUCGAUCGUGGAGAGCUUCGCCAUGGGUGGCAGGUCCACGGCAACGUCGAGGGUGUACCCGACGGAGGCCAUCUACGCCGCCGCAGGCGUGUACCUUUUCAACAACGCCACCAGCGCCGCCGUCACCGUCGAGAAGCUCAUGGUGCAUGAGAUGGACGACUCCUACAACCAGAUCUUCACGGCCGAAGACGCCUCAGCCGCCUUGUAGCUGAAAUUAAUCAAGCUCUUGGCCAGGUAAUGCAUAUUCACCUAUACAACAUGUUAUGAUUCGAUCGAUCACAUUGAUUGAUCGGAAGCUUCCUCCCUCAUGGAUGGAUGGAGAUGGAGUACUAGCUACUCUAGUCAUCUUCCUGUCUGUUUGUUUGUUUGUUGUUGUUUUUUCUUUUUUCUUUUUGGAUUUUUGGGUUCUUGGCGAGAUGAAUUAGGUAGAUGAUUUGUUGGCAGGAUGAUCACUGCCUUCCAAGUGUAACUACUGGCAGGAUGGAUAUGUAUCCUGCAGCGGGACUAUGAUGAUGAUGAUGAUCAUAUUGAUCAAUCAAUUGUAAAUGGAAUUAUUUGGGGAACGAGAGGGGCACGCGGUUGCGCUGCUACCAAAUUUUUGAAAUGAAAUCUUCCGACUUCCUUUC
This is a messenger RNA of Hordeum vulgare subsp. vulgare (domesticated barley), 2495 nucleotides long. Its product is annotated as sucrose:sucrose 1-fructosyltransferase-like. Gene Ontology annotation, molecular function: beta-fructofuranosidase activity. The transcript has 4 exons. Lineage: Eukaryota; Viridiplantae; Streptophyta; Magnoliopsida; Poales; Poaceae. The record is from RefSeq and is a predicted model, not a curated record. Gene Ontology annotation, biological process: carbohydrate metabolic process. The coding region runs from base 95 to 2077 and encodes 660 amino acids.